Molecule: messenger RNA, 1607 nt
Organism: Amphimedon queenslandica
Lineage: Eukaryota; Metazoa; Porifera; Demospongiae; Haplosclerida; Niphatidae
Product: serine/threonine-protein kinase TNNI3K-like
Exons: 1
Coding region: 128-1282 (384 amino acids)
Molecular function (GO): protein binding
Source: RefSeq, a predicted model, not a curated record
UAACUUAUCUCUUGUUAAAGAAUUAAUAACUACCUAUCAGUUAGAUCCUCAUCAAGCUGACAGUAAUGGUAAGCUACCUAUUCAUUAUGCUGCUCAAUCUGGUGAUAUUUUACUACUGGAAUUAUACAUGAAGGAUUACAAGUGUAGUCUGAGCCUAACAGAUAAGGAUGGUAACAAUGUUAGUCAUUUUUCCUCCAUGCUUGGUCACAUUCGCUUUAUUAAACAUCUGGUAGAGAAUCAUCAGUUAGAUCUGUGUGCUGUGAAUGAUGAGGGAAUGGCUCCUAUUCACUUAGCAUGUAGUAAUGGAAGAUUGAACUUGAUCCAGUACAUUAUAGAACACAAACCAUCAUCACUUGAACUACCUCACAGUAAAUAUGGUCAUACUCCAUUCCUUAUUGCAGUGUACUUCAAUAAGUUAGAAGUUAUUAAAUAUCUUAUUAGUAAGAAGUGUAAUCUAUCAGCUACUGAUGAUGAAGGGUCUGGAGCAGUUCACAUAUCAGUAGAGAGGGGUCACUUGAAUGUAUUGAAGUAUCUCAUUGAUAAUAAUUAUUGUAAUCCUAAUGCAACCAAUCAUCAAGACCGUACACCACUUCAUUUAGCAGUACUAGCUGAUCAAUUUGAAACAAUCAAAUAUUUAAUGUGUGAGAGCAUUAGUUCUAUUAGUAUGGUUUGGUUACGUGAGAUCAAGUAUUCAUUAGAUGGACCACACAAUAUCAACAUACCAGAUGGUUUACCAGUUGAUGUUAAUACAAAAGAUAAAGAUGGCAUCACUUGCUUACACUUAAUAGCAGAAAAAGGAAAUAUUAAAAUGUAUGAAUAUCUGAAGUAUCACUACAAGUCAAUUCCAAGAGAUAAUUUUGGACGUUCUCCUCUUCACUACUCCUGCCUCUCCAACAAGUAUGAUAUGGCAAUGUAUCUUGUUAAAAGUUGUCACUAUGAUCCUGAUGAUACUGAUAACAAUGGCUAUAAUUCAGUUCAUGCAGCAUGUCAAGUUGGCAAUUUUGAACUGGCUCUAUAUUUCCUCACAGAGCAUGGUUGUAACCCAUGGGCUGAGACUAAUGAUGAACAAACUCUUCUUUACUUUGCAAUCAAGAGCUCUAAUUCUGAACUUAUUCAGCUUCUAAAGCAAGCUAUUGGAUUAAGACCUCGUUGGCAUGAAACUGAAGCAGACGAGCCCAUCAGUUCUGAAUUUAGGUCAAAUCCAGAAAACAUUUAUCAAAAUAUAACCUCAGACAAUCGCAAGAGGAAAGCUAAGAAUAGAAAUAAGUGCUUGCUAUCUUAAAUGGCACUUGAAGCAAAGCCAUCACCAAUUUCCAAACUUACAUCAUACCAUUGUACCAUUACACCAUCAUACUACUUUAUUGCCAUCAUAUCACCAUUGUACAACCUUAAAACUUCGCAUUAUCACCGUACUACCAUUGUACCACCAUAUUACCAUCAUAACUGUAACCACCUCACCAGUUAUCACCAUUACACCAUAAACCCACAUGUACACACCCCAAUGGUUACCAAUAUCACCAAUCCUUCUUCUUUAAUAUAUUCUCCAUUAACACGUAUCACUGGAGCUACUCUUUGCUUUACUUAUUCUUAUAAAAUUGUUUUAUUCA